AUGCAGCCUCUUGCUAAAAACUCAUUCAAUCCAGCUGCGGGCUUGGACAGUGCCUCUGCUGAUAUAAACAAAAUAAUGCGUUUAAGCUACGGCACAGAAAUUGACUAUCAGCGACUAGCCUAUGAAGCUGGGGAGAUUUGGAAAUCUUGGAAUAAGCAAAUUGAAUUAGGAACCAACAAUUUGCCAGCUGGGCUCGAAAAAGAGGACAAGCUGUGGUAUUCAACCGGUAUGCUUAGAAUGAGUGCUACGGAGGAUUACGGCGAAUUUGAAUUGAGGACGUUGGAAAAUAUGCAGAAGGAGGGGUUGAGAGAAAUGCAAUAUAUGUGUGACAACCCAGAAGACAUUCUGAGAGCAAGGUCCCGUGGAUGGGGACAAAAGCUUGAUCCACUGGACAAGAAGAAGAGACUUGGUUAUAAUACAGCUGUGCUAGACUCGACUGCUGGCUUUGUGGCUGCCGAUAAAGCAUGUCACUGGGUGUGGCAUUUAUGCCAAAGGGCAGGCGUGCACUUUGUUCAAGAUCCCACCAGAGGCAAAGUAACUCAGAUAGUAGAUGACGGCGACAAAGUUAUCGGUAUUAAAACGGCAGAUGGUCUUGAGCAUCACUCCGACAUGGUCAUUGUUGCUUGUGGAGGAUGGACGCCGACAUUAAUCCCUGAGGUCAGAAGUCUACUUGAAACAACGGCUGGCUCAGUUGCGACCAUUCAUAUUGACGAAGUUACUAUGCCGCAUUUGUGGCAAAAGUAUGCACCGGAAAACAUGCCCGUCCUCACUUGGGGUAUGAAGGAAGGGAAAGGUGUCUAUAUGUUACCGAGGACCAAGGAGGGCGUUAUUAAAUUCGGAUACAGAGCAACGAAAUGGACCAACUACGAUACAGUGGGGGAUGGCCAGCGAAUCUCGGUUCCCAAGACAGCGCACGUUACGGACAAAAAGGAAAGCAACAUCCCAAAGAAAUCUCUGAACUCAAUCAAGGAGUUCAUCAGCAUAAAUACACCCGAUCUCCUCCCCCUCGAAUUUUCCGCCACAAAGUUGUGCUGGUAUACGGACAGUAUCGACAACUCAUUCGUGAUUGAUCAUGUUCCCAACAAACCCGGGAUGUUUGUUUGCUCUGGUGGUAGUGGACACGGAUUCAAAUUUCUUCCCAUUUUGGGCCGAGAAAUUGUCCCUAUCUUAGAAGGUAGAGGGCAGGAUACAGUCUACGGCAAAAUGUGGCGUUGGAGAGAAGACAAGGCUCUAACACUGGGAAACAAAAGGAACGGGCUGCAAGAAGGAGAAGGGGGACCCAGAGUUCUGGCCAAGCAGGAUAUGGCUUCUCCUAGGGACUGGAGAGUAAAUAGUGAAGCUUCUAGGCUAUGA
Messenger RNA from Talaromyces atroroseus, 1353 nucleotides. RefSeq lists its product as hypothetical. The transcript has 4 exons. Bases 1 to 1353 code for a protein of 450 amino acids. Gene Ontology annotation, molecular function: sarcosine oxidase activity; flavin adenine dinucleotide binding. The record is from RefSeq and is a predicted model, not a curated record. NCBI's taxonomy places the organism in Eukaryota, Fungi, Ascomycota, Eurotiomycetes, Eurotiales, Trichocomaceae.